Messenger RNA from Theileria orientalis strain Shintoku, 492 nucleotides. Its product is annotated as dehydrodolichyl diphosphate synthase. Gene Ontology annotation, cellular component: endoplasmic reticulum. Lineage: Eukaryota; Apicomplexa; Aconoidasida; Piroplasmida; Theileriidae. Bases 1 to 492 code for a protein of 163 amino acids. The transcript has 4 exons. Gene Ontology annotation, biological process: polyprenol biosynthetic process. The record is from RefSeq and is a predicted model, not a curated record.
AUGAUAAGUGUGGCCAGGCCCAUGCUACGGGUCAAUCACCUGGCCCUCAUCAUCGACGGGAACAGAAGAUACGCAAAAUAUAUGAGUAUUAAGCCUUCUGAAGGACACAUGAAAGGAUUCCACAAGCUAUUAGAGAUUAUUGAGUUCAGUAGUCUUCUAGGGGUAAAGACGGUUACAAUAUACGGAUUCUCGCUACAAAACUUCAAUAGGACUCGUGUAGAGAUAUCUGAGCUACUUAACAUGAUCGUGGAAAUGUCUGGAGAAGGCUCGCAACUAGAUGGGUUCACAAAAAGGGUUAGGUGCCGAGUCAGAUUCUGCGGAGACUUCAGUUUUCUGGGCAAAGAUAUAAGGAACAUUCUGAAUAAGAUCUCGGAAGACACAUCGGAAUUUAACAAGAUAACUCUGAAUAUUUGUGCCUCAUACGGAGCCAGGAAUGAAAUCGCGAACGCGUUGAAAAAAACAAGCUCAACAAGGUUGUUUAGACCACCCUGA